This is a messenger RNA of Magnolia sinica, 1339 nucleotides long. RefSeq names its product GATA transcription factor 12-like. Gene Ontology annotation, cellular component: nucleus. NCBI's taxonomy places the organism in Eukaryota, Viridiplantae, Streptophyta, Magnoliopsida, Magnoliales, Magnoliaceae. Gene Ontology annotation, biological process: positive regulation of DNA-templated transcription. Bases 173 to 1204 code for a protein of 343 amino acids. The record is from RefSeq and is a predicted model, not a curated record. Gene Ontology annotation, molecular function: zinc ion binding; sequence-specific DNA binding. The transcript is spliced from 2 exons.
GUAAAGAUGUUUCGUUUUUUCUAUUUUUACUCCUAAAAACCCCCCUCCAUUUUAGCUGUCCGCAACUCCCAUUUCAAACACAACUAAAACCCUGCUCCUUCUCUCUCUCUCCUCUCUUUCCUCUCUCUUUCAGAAGAGGAAAAAAACCCUAGCUUUGCACUAACGGACGGCAAUGGAAGCACCGGAAUUCUUACAUGGAAGCUUCUGCCGUGCCGGAAACCCUCAAUACGCGCCUGAGAAGCGACACGGCGACUCGAAAUCCGGCGACCAUUUCAUUAUCGAGGACCUCCUCGACUUCUCGAACGAGGACGACGACGUCGCCGCGGCGGGCGGCGACGACGGAGCCCGCGACACCGCUGCCGGAAAUUCCACAGACUCCUCUUCCACCAUUACCGUCGUCGACAGCUGCAACUCCUCGCUCUCAGUCUCCGACAAGCAUUUCUCCGGCGAUAUUGGCUGCCGGAGCUACGCCGACGCUAAUUUUUCGAGCGACCUCUGCGUCCCGUAUGACGAAUUGGUGGAGCUCGAAUGGCUGUCGAAUUUCGUUGAAGAAUCCUUUUCGAGCGAAGAUUUUCAGAAAUUACAGCUAAUUUCGGGUGUGAAAUCCGGCAGCAAUGACUCGUCAGAGACCAGAGAAUUCCCAGAGAACAACGGCCGGAACAACCCGAUAUUCCGGCCGGAGGUGUCAGUUCCCGGCAAAGCACGGAGCAAGCGGUCCCGUGCCGCGCCCUGCAACUGGUCUUCGCGUCUGCUCAUCCUCUCGCCAACAGCAUCCUCGUCAGAUUCCGACGCAUCGUUGAAUUCCGGAAAGAAAUCAGGAAAAUCGACAUCGAAAAAGGAGGUUUCUACGGCUGCUGCUAUCAAUGGCGGCAACAGCGACGGACGGAAGUGCCUGCAUUGCGCGACGGAUAAGACGCCGCAGUGGCGGACAGGCCCAUUGGGGCCUAAAACACUGUGCAAUGCAUGCGGGGUCCGGUAUAAGUCGGGACGGCUCGUGCCGGAGUACCGGCCAGCUGCGAGCCCAACCUUCAUGCUGACAAAGCAUUCGAAUUCUCAUCGGAAAGUUCUUGAGCUGCGGCGACAGAAGGAAAUGCAGCAACAGCAGCAGCAGCAGUAUCUGCAUCCAAAUGCUGUUUUCGAAAUCGUCGGCGGAGAUGAGUAUUUGAUCCACCGCAGCGGGACAGAUUUCCGGCAGCUAAUAUGAUUAGGGUUUGGAGUGGAAAAGAGGAAAUUUUUCGGAGAAAAUUCGAGCUUUAGGUUGCGAAUUUUAGAAAAUCUGAACUUUUUUAUGUGAGUUUUAGCUGCUAACAUCUUUGCUUAAUUAGUUUUUUUUUUUUAU